Molecule: messenger RNA, 835 nt
Organism: Fusarium vanettenii 77-13-4
Lineage: Eukaryota; Fungi; Ascomycota; Sordariomycetes; Hypocreales; Nectriaceae
Exons: 4
Molecular function (GO): nuclease activity
Source: RefSeq, a predicted model, not a curated record
CAACCUCCAAAAUCUCACCGAGAAGUAGCCUCGCUCUUCUACCUUUUCCCGCCUCGCCUGGUCUCUCACUAUCAGAGGCUGCCGCCCUUCUCCCGCCUCCGACGGCCCGCCUCGUGCCUCGCCCCCCUCCAUCUUCCCUUUGGAGCUGCGCCGUCUCUUCCCAUCCCAGCUACCCCCGUGGCUGCUCCUUUCAACCCCGCCAUACGUAUAACGACCUUUUCGUUGCCGCCAACUCUGCGGCCUUUGGCUCCCCCUCCGUCGGACGAUCGACUCCCCAUUCCUUAGAAUUCCCCGGCCGCCGAAUUACGACCCCGGGACCUUAAAGUACAAGGGCGCCUGAGUUGCUGCGAGUUGUUCGAGAUGCCAUUUCUUGCUGAGGAUACCUGGAUCAACGACCAGGCUUCCACGCACGAUAUUUCCGAGCUUGAACAAUGUGCCAUCGCCGUUGAUGCCACCUACUACCUCGGCCAGCUUCUCGACAACCCUCCUGCCCAAGAACCGCUCCUCCCCGCCCUUGGCGGUCUGACUGGCAUCGAGUCGCACAUUAACGAGAACCUCGACAACUGGGAAAAGUUCCACAUUAUCCCCUUCUUCGUCUUCGAUGGCCAGUCCCUCACCGGCCAAGAUGACCUUGCCCUGGACCGCGGCCUCAAGGCCAACAAGAAGACAGACCACGCAUGGGCUCUGUACUCUCAGACGGCAGCUGAGGAAGCUGUGACGACAUUCGGCGCCAACCCAGGCGCAUUCCGCAUCCAAAACCUCUACCCUCUUCUCCAAGAAACCCUCAAGAACCGCGGGCUUCACUUCUUGGUCGCUCCCUUCAAUGCAUGCGCCC